AUGCUGCCGACCACGAUACACGCAGCACCGUCUGUGGACGAGUUCAUUCCUCUGGGCGAAUACCAGUCCACCACGCCAGCGAGCUUCCACGAUGGCAAGCCCGUGCUACACUACCACGCGACCGGUGCCAGGGCCUGGCUGCCUAGGGACCAGCAGUCCAGGCUGCCUGUCUUCCCAGCUGACGCACCCACCUCUGAUGGAGACUCGGGCGAGAUGGUCUCACAGGACAGUAUUGAGCUAUUCAUCACCUCUGAGAACCUCACAAUCUUCAACACCAAGACAGCCAUGGGCAUACAGAUCCCGUACCCGUCUAUAGCACUGCAUGCCAUGCAGCACAAGGCCGAUCCCUCCUCAGCUGGCCCUGUUGAUGCUGACGCCGACGCCGACAAGGCCCCCUGCGUCUUGCUGCAGCUCGACCUGUCUGAUGGCGGUGCUGACGAUGAGACCUUCGACACCGUGCAGCUCACCUUGGUACCUCCCACCUCGUCCACAGACCUUUCCGCGCCCAUUGGGGGAGCCGGCGCCGCUGUUCAGUCUGAGCAGGAGAAGCUGUUCGACGCUAUAACAGCUUGUCAGAACCUUCACCCAGACCCGGCCGACGAGGAUGAUGAGGAUGAUGGCGAAGAGGACUACUCGGACCGUAUCAUCUUCGAGUCGGCCAUUGAUGGCUCUGCUGAGGCCGUUGAGGGACUGCCUGGCGUGUUCAGGGGCACCGCCACUGGUGAUCUGCCCCCGCCCAUGCCUGGCAGCACAGGCUGGAUCACUGCCGAUAAUGUGGGCGAGUACUUUGACGAGAACGGCAGCUGGAUUGGCGGGGCUGAUGGGGAUGAGGAAAAGGAGGACGGAGAGGAGGGAGACGGAGGGGCGGUCCAGGCUCAAGGCGAGGAGGGUCUGGGUGAGGGUGCAGGAAGAGUUCGGCCGCGGGAAGAGGCCAAUGGGCAUGAUGACGGCGAGAGUGAGAACAAAAGGCCUCGAACCGAAUAGUGGUCUAGGCCAGUCCUCGUGCAUUUGCCGAUCAUCGUCAUUAUCAACAUCAUCUGGUCAGCCGCUUCAAAGCGUUCAAAGCCUAGGAUGGGUUGGACGGCCAUACACUUCGUCAUCACCUGAGAGAGAGAAGCACCCUAGGGCGGUAUCGUACUCUUUUGGUACUCGAGCUAACUCUUACCUCUCUGUUCGAGACCCUUUCCCCACAAGGCGCUACUAGACGGCUGUGGUCAUGAGCUAGAAUCAUACGUCUAUGGCUCAUAUACUCCUAUGACUCUGACCUAGUAGCAUCGUACACAGACACUAGGAUUGUUCGUCGAUAUCUAGGCCGUAUACAAAUUCAUCCGCGCGUUCUAUGGUUGACGACCUA
Messenger RNA from Cryphonectria parasitica EP155, 1354 nucleotides. RefSeq lists its product as uncharacterized. NCBI's taxonomy places the organism in Eukaryota, Fungi, Ascomycota, Sordariomycetes, Diaporthales, Cryphonectriaceae. The record is from RefSeq and is a predicted model, not a curated record. The coding region runs from base 1 to 984 and encodes 327 amino acids. The transcript is spliced from 2 exons. Gene Ontology annotation, cellular component: spliceosomal complex; cytosol. Gene Ontology annotation, biological process: mRNA cis splicing, via spliceosome.